AUGGCCAAGUAUAACAGCGGAUACGAUAGCUGUCCACUGAGCAUAGUACACGGUAAAAAUCCGAAGUCAAUAAAAAGUCUGAACGAUUUUGAAAAGUCAGAAUCUCAGAAUCUCAGAAUCUCGAAAUCUCAGAAUCUCAGAAUCUCAGAAUCUCAGAAUCUCAGAAUCUCAGAGUCUCAGAAUCUCAGAAUCUCAGAAUCUCAGAAUCUCAGAAUCUCAGAAUCUCAGAAUCUCAAAAUCUCAGAAUCUCAGAAUCUCAGAAUCUCAGAAUCUCAGAAUCUCAGAAUCUCAGAAUCUCAGAAUCCCAGAAUCUGA
This is a messenger RNA of Caenorhabditis briggsae, 315 nucleotides long. The record is from RefSeq and is a predicted model, not a curated record. The transcript has 2 exons. Lineage: Eukaryota; Metazoa; Nematoda; Chromadorea; Rhabditida; Rhabditidae. The coding region runs from base 1 to 315 and encodes 104 amino acids.